This is a messenger RNA of Lethenteron reissneri (Far Eastern brook lamprey), 2265 nucleotides long. RefSeq names its product transcription factor SPT20 homolog. Gene Ontology annotation, biological process: positive regulation of DNA-templated transcription. Lineage: Eukaryota; Metazoa; Chordata; Hyperoartia; Petromyzontiformes; Petromyzontidae. Gene Ontology annotation, cellular component: nuclear body. The record is from RefSeq and is a predicted model, not a curated record.
GUAGUGCAGCAGCAGCAGUAGUAGUGCAGCAGCAGCAGUAGUAGUGCAGCAGCAGCAGUAGUAGUGCAGCAGCAGCAGUAGUAGUGCAGCAGCAGCAGUAGUAGUGCAGCAGCAGCAGUAGUAGUGCAGCAGCAGCAGUAGUAGUGCAGCAGCAGCAGUAGUAGUGCAGCAGUAGUAGUGCAGCAGCAGCAGUAGUAGUGCAGCAGCAGCAGUAGUAGUGCAGCAGCAGCAGUAGUAGUGCAGCAGCAGCAGUAGUAGUGCAGCAGCAGCAGCGUAAAAGCAGUAGUAGUGUAGCAGCAGCAGUAGUGUAGCAGCAGCAGCGUAACAGCAGGAGUAGUAGUGUAGCAGGAGUAGUAGUAGUGUAGCAGCAGGAGUCAUGUAGCAGCAGCAGCAGUAGUAGUGUAGCAGUAGUAGUAGCAGUGUAGCAAUAGUAGGAGGAGUAGUGUAGUGGUGUAGCAGCAGGAGUAGUAGAGUAGUAGUGUAGCAGCAUCAGUAGCAGCAGCAACACCAACACCAGCAUCACCACCACAACAACAACAUCAUCAUCAUCAUCCCGUGCCCGCGAUGAACCCCGUGGCGAGCACCGACGCGGACGAGAAGAAGCAGCUGUGGGACUCGGACGAGGUGCGUGCCUUGCUGUCUCUGUGGGGCGAGGCGGGCGUGCAGGCCGCGCUGGAGGCAUCCGUGCGGAACGAGAGGGUGUACGCACGCAUCUCGGCUGAGUUGAGAUGCUCGGGCAUCAUCCGCAGUCCCAAGCAGUGUCGCGAGAAGGUGAAGAAACUGAAGCAGGAGUACAAGAGGCUCAGCGAGGCGGCGGCUGCCGGUCGCAAGCGGAGCCGACAUUAUCAGAUGCUGGACGCAGUGAUGGGCCGUGGUGGUGGUGGUGGUGGCUGUGGUGGUGGUGGUGUCCGUGGUGGUGGUGUCGGUGGGGUUAAGCAAGAACAGCAGCAGACUCAUCAUCAACAGCAAGAACAGCAGCAUACUCAUCAUCAGCAGCAGCAGGAUCAUCAUCAACAGCAGCAGAAUCAUCAACAGCAGGAUCGUCAUCAUCAACAGCAGCAGAAUCAUCAUCAGCAGCAGAAUCAUCAUCAAGAGCAGCAUCAUCAUCAGCAGGAUCAUCAUCAGCAGGAUCAUCAUCAGCAGGAUCAUCAUCAUCAGCAAGAUCAUCAUCGGCAAGAUCAUCAUCAGCAAGAUCAUCAUCAGCAGCAACAGCAGGAUCAUCAGCAGCAGCAGCAGCUUCAAGAGAUGGUGGAGUCUCAAGAAUCUGAGGACGCCUCGUCCGUCCACUCGGACGGCAGUGUUCUAAUCGAGGAUGUCCAUGACGGCACAUCGACCCCGCAAGCCGGACACUCGUCAGCGGUAAACCCGGGGUUGACGAGUCUCAAGACACUGCAGGCCAAAAAGCGAAAAAGGGACGCGCCAGACUCGGUCGCGGAACUGGCGAAAUGCAUGCGGGAAUCUGACGAAAGGUACAUGGAGUUCCUCCGUCAAGAAAUGCAGGCCGACCGGGAGCUUAAAGAACGGCAGAUGAACCUGGACCGCGACCAGCGGGAACGGGAAACGGAAGUGUCGGCCUACGUCAACAGAGAACUGAUCUCCGUUCUGAAACAACUUGGGCACGCGCUCCUAGCAAGGGAGGCAAGGGAUCUGCCUUUGGAUUGAGGAGAGUUUGUUUUCAUUUGUCAAUGUGUUUCUUCCGUGCGUGCAGGUUGUACAUGAGAACAAACGCAUAAUCGUGGCAUGCUCUUCCCCCCCUCCAUCGCAGCUUAAAUAGUCGCUCCAAGCCUGGGGUGUGUCAUUCAGACUCUGUCUUCUCGACAGACCUGUUCUCCACCUGAGGACGGCUGCUUGCGUUGUGGCCGAAACGUCGUGAGAAUUAUUUUAUUAUGUUGUAUUUUUAUUUUUUUAUUAUUUCCAUUCUACGUGACUUUACCGAAAGAACCAAGAAGAUGAAUCCCCGCAGUCACGAAAGCUUUAAAUCUAAAUGUACAGGGUGCUUCAAAAAAAGUUAACAUUUACAUGGGACUGUUUUUAAUGGAAAAAACGGAUAAUGCACUAAUAUAAUAACAAAUGUGUGUUAAAUUUUGAUUUAAAGCUUUCGUGACUGCAGGGAUUCAUAUUCUUGGUUCUUUCGGUAAAGUCACGUAGAAGGGAAAUAAUAAAAUAAUAAAAAUACUAAACAAUACAAUUCUCACGACGUUUCGACUGCAACACAAGCAAUCAUCAUCAGGUGUGAAAUCCACAGCACUAACUGCUACACUACCG